Meleagris gallopavo (turkey) is the source of this 2112-nucleotide messenger RNA. Lineage: Eukaryota; Metazoa; Chordata; Aves; Galliformes; Phasianidae. The record is from RefSeq and is a predicted model, not a curated record.
UCUGUUUACAUGAGACUGGGCCGGCUAGUGGCUGAUAAGAGUGGCUUCUCCCACUGGUCAAGAGUGGUCUUAGGAUGGGAGUUGGCUAGGUUCACUCAGAGGGCUUUAAACUAGGUACGAAGGGGGGUGGGGGUGUAACUGGGGUCACUGAUACAGAGCCUGAGCGUAAUGUCCCUGUGCUUGCAGGAGAGGGAUGUGCUUGUAAGACCCCAUGGUCUUGUGCCCUGGUGGAAGAGGAGGAUGACUCACCACUUUGUAGGAAGAACACGAGGGCAGGUGUGAGGUUGGUGGCUGUGGAAACACCUGAGUGUGGUCAUGAGGGUACUAGGAUUACUGCCACCCACAAAGAGACCAAGCUCAGGUGUCUUCAUACUAAUGCACGCAGCAUGGGUAAUAAACAAGAGGAACUGGAGGUCACUGUGUGUUUGGAAAGUUAUGAUAUAGUUGCCAUCACGGAAACGUGGUGGAACGACUCCCGCAGCUGGAGUGCAGUGAUGGAGGGCUACCGGCUUUUCAAAAGCGACAGGCCGGGUGGGAAAGGCGGUGGUGUAGCUCUCUAUGUUAAAAAAGAGUAUGAACGUGUGGAAAUUAAUAAUGUUGAUGAUUGGGUUGAUAGCAUAUGGAUCAGAAUAAAAGCAAAGGCCAACAAGACUGACGUUAGUGUGGGAGUCUGCUACAGGCCACUCACUCAGGAUGAAGAGGUAGACGAGAUACUUUAUAAACAGUUGGGUGAGGUCCCUAGGUCGCUCCCCCUUGUUCUGGUGGGGGACCUCUGCUCGCACCUGCCUUUGGCCCCCCUACAGCGCUGCUCACUCUCUUCCUUGGUUAGAUGCUGACUGGCUGCCUGUUUAUGAAAUGGAAAAGGAGGCCGUAGAUUGCAUCGAAGACUAUAUCAUCUGCAAGGAAAAGGAUCUGGUGCAGAAGAUGCAGUUCCUGAACUGCAUCUGCUCACUGUGCAGCACUGCUGGAAAAGAGGGCUUGACAGAGGGCCUGGAUGUCUUCUGCUUCCUAAACGAUCUGUCAGAGAACAUCGAGGCUCUAUUGCACGAGGAGCCCAGGGAGCAGCUGAGCACAGCACUGAGAUACCACUGCAUGAAUGCUAUUGCUGUCUUGAGUGAAGUGAACGCAAUUUCAGAAGAUGAAAUGCUACAUCUCUUAAACGUCUGCUGCAAUGUCAUCUUCUACCUUCCCCCAAGGAAGGUCUUGAACAUUUGCCUCUACGACCAUACCCUGAAAGCUAUGGACAACAUGCUGCAGAUCAUGCUAGACAGCCAUCUCACCAGCAGCAUCGAUAAUUGGCUGCGGAGAAUCUUCGAGUUGCUGAAGUCCUUCACCUCCUCCGGGGUCAAAAUUGUGCGUGAGAGGGCCAAGAAGCAGAUCUGGAAGCUUUGUGGUUUCAUGGUCAGCACUUUCAGGGUGCGGGUAAGGAGACAUGAGCAUUCCAGCCUGCUCUCUCUGCCUCUUUUUGUACCCCAGAGCUGCCUCUACAGCUUAGGGAUACCUGAGAGACAAGCUUGGGCACAGGUGGGGGCCCACAGCAUGUUUCUGCCCUGAAGCAAGUGUCUUCCUUUGCCCUUUUCCUCUGGUCUUCUCCCUCCACACCAUGUUCUCACACUCAGUCUGACUUGUCUUCCCUCCCUUUUCUCCCUCCUACCAUAGCUGCUUAGAAAAUUCCUCGACGCUUCUCAGACUACAGGCAUCGUCCUCAUAACCCUUGAAAAGACCAUUGCUGACUGCAGCUCUGAGGACAAGGAGUAUGCCAGGAUUAUACUGGAUUUGGUUUUGAAAGACCUUGGCACCUGGAUGACAGAAGUAAGCAUUCAGAAGCUCUUGGGCAUCUGUAGCCAUUUUAAGCCAACACAGGUCACUGGGAAGAGCAGUAGUCCCAAUGGCAGCAGGGCAAAUGACUGCAGUACGGCAGCAGCAGUAUUCUACUUCUGUCCUCCCAACAGGUGCCAGAGAUUCUGAAGUUCAUCUGCAGAAAGCUGAAAAGAAACAGUGUGUCAGUUCAAGCAAUCCUCCCUUCAGUGCUUGACGUGCUGGCUUGCCAGUUUCCAAGAGAUGUGUUAACAAGCGUGUUGACCCAACUACCACACAGUGACAGUAUCAGCC